CAAAGUCCCAAUGUCCUGGCCAUGAAACGAGCCAUGGAAUCAACAAAUUAGGGGUUGUCCUGGGCUGCCUGAGAGUGUGUGUCUGUGCUGUGUGCGUGUGUUUGUGGAGCCUUUCCUUGGUUCAAGGAAUAAAAUAUUAUGAAAAGGACAUUCUCCUGGCCAGUGGAAUCAUUUGAUGACCCAAUUAUUAUUAUUUUUGCUCAGCAUCUCGACUUAGCCGGGACCAGAACCCAGACCUUAACCCUUGAGACCUCAACCCUGGUCAACCUCAACCCCUGGUUAUGCCGGCACUUGCCUGGCUUCAUCGCUUCCGCGUUUUCCAAUUAGUUGACAAUCAACUAACAAUUUUAUUGGUAGCCUCCUCAUCCGCAUCACUAUCUACUUGCAGCACCUCCUGCUCCAGGCUCCAGGUUCCAAGCUUCCGCCGCCCUCUCGCCCAACCCCUCGCAACCAGCUCUAGUUCUAGCUCUAGCUCUCGCCUGGCUCUAGCAUGGAGGAGCUGUUGUACCUGGCGCUGGGCCUACUCCUGACCAUCGUUGUGCUCUAUGGCCUGCUGGAGCUGCACUACUUCCUGCGCAUGUGCCUGUGCGUGGUGCUGGCGCGAUUCAUCAAGCGGCGAUGUCACAUCCUGGAUGCCACCACAGUCAAUGGACUGUGCCUCACCAAUGACGUGGACACAUUGCUGUAUCAUAUGAAUAAUGCCCGAUACUUUCGUGAAAUGGACUUUGCCCGGGUGGACUUUUAUGAGCGGACGAACCUGUAUCGCACCAUCACAGGAAUGGGUGGAUCCGUGUUCCAGGGAGCGGCCACCAUACGUUAUCGCCGCUUCAUACGACCCUUUCAUAGGUUUAACAUUGUGUCGCGGAUCAUCUACUGGGAUGAGCAGUCGCUGUUCAUGGAGCAUCGUUUUGUGCGUCCCUCGGAUAGGUUUGUGCACUGCAUUGCUAUUUGCCGGCAGCGUGUGAUCGAUGUGUCCAUGGAGGCUGUAAUGGCGGAGCUCCUGCCACGCACUUCCUCUAAUGGCUUCCGGGCCACAGCUCUUGCGACGCCAAUGCCGCUGCCCCUAAGUACCGGCACUGGCACCGUAACCGGAACCGGAACUAGAGAUCAGGGUGGCAUAAGCAAUCCAGCUAUGGAUACUUCGCUGGCGGAGAAUGGACAUGCCACGCCUACGGCAACGAAUCCUUCAGCCGGAGCCGGAGCCGGAGCAGCUGCGACGGCGCACUGUGCCAAGCUGAAGCCUUCGCUGCCGCCGGAGUUGGGCAAGUGGAUUGAGUACAAUGACAUGUCUAGCAAGAAUUUGCGCAGCGGCUGCUGACUGGUGUGGCAAACCGGAAGUACUAAGGGCAAACCGGAAACGGAACCCCACAAAUUUUUUUUUCUGUUAUUUUUUUUGUGUCAUGUGAGUGUGUACGUCAGUGCCUGUGCCCCUGCGUGUAUGUGUGUGUUUGUAUGCUAAAUGUGUGCUAAUGUUAAUAGUAUUUAAAUUGUAAGCUAUUUAAGUGUCUGGAAACAAAAGCCCGCCCUCCUUUGGCCUUAACUAUUUGUAUAAUUACCCAGAGAUGAUUGAUCAGUCAGUCUGUCACGCCUCUCCACCCCUGAUAUUCCCCUUGGUAGUCCACAGUGUGUAAGAUUACAUUGUACAAUGAUUGUUUAGUAAAAAUACAAAAAAGGAAGCGAAACAUAAACUAUAAAAGAUAGUUAAAAUGUCAAGGAAUGUUCUUUUCUUUUUAGGUUUGGGCGCCUUAGGGUAUGCAACAAAAAGGGGAGUUAAUUUGGGAAAGAAACCAG
This is a messenger RNA of Drosophila serrata, 1791 nucleotides long. RefSeq names its product protein THEM6. Lineage: Eukaryota; Metazoa; Arthropoda; Insecta; Diptera; Drosophilidae. The record is from RefSeq and is a predicted model, not a curated record.